Messenger RNA from Nasonia vitripennis (jewel wasp), 1896 nucleotides. RefSeq names its product DNL-type zinc finger protein. Gene Ontology annotation, molecular function: zinc ion binding; protein-folding chaperone binding. The transcript has a single exon. The coding region runs from base 603 to 1211 and encodes 202 amino acids. Lineage: Eukaryota; Metazoa; Arthropoda; Insecta; Hymenoptera; Pteromalidae. Gene Ontology annotation, biological process: protein import into mitochondrial matrix; protein folding; protein stabilization. Gene Ontology annotation, cellular component: mitochondrion. The record is from RefSeq and is a predicted model, not a curated record.
UUUGCGAUGCGCGCGCCGAUGCGUGACGUGCGCGCUGCGUUAUUUUUUUCGGAUCGAUUAUGCGAUUAUUGGAAUUUUUAUCGACUGACGGAUAGACAGUUAUCUAACUCUUGUUUUGUUUGUUAUUGUUUGUUAUUUUGCGCUUUUUUAAAAUUUUUAUAUCAAAAUUUGACGUUUAUCAAUAGUAUAAGACAAACGACCAUUUUCAGCAGUCAAAUUUGCGCUUGCAUGCAGCUGUUAAAAUCACUGUCUAUCUUUGUAUUCCUAUUUUCCUUUGUUUUCUCGAUUAAAAAUACAAACAAGUAGAUAAUAUAUAAAUGUCUUAUAUUUAAUUUAAUACUGCAAUAAUUGAAUACAGUUAACUGUUUGCGUACAAAUAAACAUAUUCUAAAAAUAAGGCACUACGCACAAAUAAUGUUUCGUCAUUCUCACAAAUCAGUUGCGUCACGUGGACGGUGGACCCUGUCCGCGGGGCAUCAGUUCGCUCGCAAACGUCUAGCAGACGCUUAGGUUAUGCUGGCAGCCAAAAACAGUGAUUGCAAUCAAGUUUCGUCAAAUUCGAAUUUAAGAACAAGUCGUUCGAAACACAGAAAAGCCAAAAAAUGUUCUUAUCGCGAAGAGUUCUGAGCCUGGGCUUGAGGAUGACGUUGAAGCACCUGCAGGACAACGUGACCACGAUGCAGAACCUGCGAAAGCCCUCGAUUUUCACGAUCCAGCACAAUAACUUAUCUUUGUCCAGAAGAAUAUGGGCAGAAGCCAACAAUCAACCAGCACUGGAAGAAGAGAAGAAGGAGGAAGAGCCAGAGAAACAGCAAUUGGGUACGAUAGAAGGAAAGUUACAGCUAGCCUUUACUUGCAAAAAGUGCAACACUCGCAACAACAAGAUCAUAUCGAAGCAUGCCUAUCAGAAGGGUGUUGUCAUCAUUCGCUGCGAUGGAUGCAAGAACAAUCACCUGAUCGCUGACAACUUGGGAUGGUUCGAACCUGGUGGUACCAGGAACAUCGAGAGUAUCCUGAAGAAAAAGGGAGAAACUGUGAGGAGGAUACGGAACGGAUACGAUGGCUACUUUGAGGCUGUUGCUAAUGAAGAGGUCUUGAGGAUUCAGAGGCAGAUGAAGGAGGCACGGUCUGAAGAUGGAGUUAAGCUGGUUGAAGAGGUUGAGGAAGUUGUCAAAGUGAAGUACGAGAAAGUUGGAGAACCAAAAAAUUAGAUAUAGAAUUAGAUUGUAUGUUUUGUUGUAUAAAAAUUUAUUUUAUAUUUUUGUUACAUAGGUACGAAUGUUUUCUUUUCACUUUGUAAAUAUACAAAUAAAAUAAGGUUCUUGUAUAAAAAACGCUGUUUUUGACACAUUAGUCAGACAAGCUCAGCUAGAACUUACAUAAUGAAUUUCACUCACUGAAAGUACUGUAAAUGCAAUGUUGUAGAACUUUUUUAUUAAAAGCUAAGGUUUUAAUAAAAUUUUUAGAAUCUUAACGCAUUUGUUUAAGGAUUUGCAAUUUAAAAUAAAAAUUCUAUUUUAAUAAAACGAAUAUUAUAAAAAUUAUUUCAGCCACAAUUCAUUUAUGGUUUUUUUGAGCAAUGAAAAAAAGCUGAACAGUUGUGAUGCGCUACAUUUGAUAAAUGUUAAAGCUAAUAAUUCUGAAUAAGCUAAAAUUAUUGGUCCUGCAAAACUUGUCCUUCCCUACAAAAUUACAAGGCACACAAGAGACUAUCAGCAUUGAUUGUUUACUUGCUAAAAAUUUCAAACUAUACUUUUGAUUUUCUUUAUGGCAAACCACAAGUUACAAAAAUUUCUCGUUUAUGCUUAUAGUCUCGUACAUCAUUCUUUGGUCGCUCUUAUACAUAUCACGUUUAGACACUUUAGGUACCUCAUAACCUACACUUUAAGUAUGAAA